Striga hermonthica is the source of this 927-nucleotide messenger RNA. NCBI's taxonomy places the organism in Eukaryota, Viridiplantae, Streptophyta, Magnoliopsida, Lamiales, Orobanchaceae. The record is from the annotation of a GenBank genome assembly.
AUGAACCUUCGAGAAGAGAGUCAGAGAGAGAUGAGCAACAAGAAAUGGAGGGAAAAAAAGAAAGUGUCUCUAUUUUGGGAUCCAACGAUUGUAUUACUCUCAGUUUUCUCUCAUUUCCUGAGCAGCGGCGAUGUCCUCGGCAGAUCUGACGGUUCUGACACCUUCGCCACAGCUGUCGACGGCUGCGACAACGUCUUCCACGUGGCCGCGGUGGCGGACUUCGAGGAGAGAGAGAGCGAGGAGGUGAAGGCCCGGCGGGUCGCCAUCGGAACCCGGGCCAUUCUACAGGCAUGCGGCGCCGUUAAUCCUUCAGCUCGAUCUGGCGCCCCCGCCGCCGUUAACGAGAGCUCGUGGGCCGACGUGGAGUUCCUGAGGUCGCUGCGGAUGUUUGUCGAGGCUUAUGUGGUGACGAAUACGGCGACCAAGAAAUUGCCUCCGGAAUUUGGGGAGAAAUAUGGAUUGGAUGUGGUGGUCGUGCUGCUGUGGUGGGUCGUCGAGCCCUUCAUCUGUCCAUGCUGCCCCGAUUCCAUUCAAGGAGAUGGUGGAUCUGCAGGCCCCAAUCCGAGCCAUACACCCAUGAGGCCACGGAAACAGCGGGAAGAAGGACCACCAGCCCUGACUCGGUGGAAGCCGGCCCCGACGACGCAGAUGUUGGUUUCCGGUGAAGGAGGGGCAGCAAAGAUUAGGGAUCUGGACUUGUUUUUGCCAAGAGAGUGGCUAAGAGUGAGGAAGGAGUUGUCUCCACUUGAUGCAGCAGUUCUCAUUCAGAAGAGUUUUAGGGCUUAUCUCAACCAGACGUCUCAGGCUCUAUGUUCACUUCGUGAGAUGGCCGUUGCCAAGGCCAAGUUGAAGGAGAUGAAGGGUUUCUUCCACAACUUCUCCUGCCGCCGCCUUCCGGCUCAUGAUACUGAAGUCAGAUGGAAUUAA